This is a messenger RNA of Dendrobium catenatum, 918 nucleotides long. RefSeq names its product E3 ubiquitin-protein ligase RNF170-like. Gene Ontology annotation, molecular function: ubiquitin protein ligase activity. The record is from RefSeq and is a predicted model, not a curated record. The transcript has 5 exons. The coding region runs from base 135 to 692 and encodes 185 amino acids. NCBI's taxonomy places the organism in Eukaryota, Viridiplantae, Streptophyta, Magnoliopsida, Asparagales, Orchidaceae.
CAAUCCGCCCAUAUAUUUUUUUUUUUUUGGAGUAGACUGUUUCACAGUCGGAAAGGACGCGGAACGCACAAGGGGCAGGAUGGCAUGCUAGAGAAUACUUUUAUUAGGGUUGGUGCCCGCACGCGGGGACGACAAUGGAUUCACCUCCGGAGAACGACGUCUGCUCGGUAUGCCACGAGAGAUUCACGCUGCCAUGCCAGGCGAACUGCUCCCAUUGGUUCUGCGGGAGUUGCAUAAUGCGUGUAUGGCAUCAUGGAUCUGCCCUUCGACCAUGCAAAUGUCCCAUAUGUCGUCGUCUUAUAACUUUGUUGAUACCUACUGAGACCUCACAGAGUCAACGCCAUGAGCCAGCAGCUAGCCAAAUUUUGGAGAACAUUGAGAAAUAUAAUCGAUCAUUUGGUGGUGGUUCACACAGCAUCAUGCAGAGAUUGAGGGAUCUUCCUUUUUUUACUCGAAGGUUGUUAAGGGAACUGAUGGACCCUCAAAGAUCACUUCCUCUUGUUUUCAGGGCUAGAAUGAUCUUUGCUAUUGUACCGACUAUACUGUAUGUUCUGAGCCCUAUCGAUAUCCUUCCAGAAGGGGUUUUUGGUCUUGUCGGAUUUAUUGAUGAUUUGCUCAUUCUUCUGAUUGCUUUUCUGCAUCUUGCUGCUCUGUACCGAUCAAUACUCCUUUACAGGCAUGGAGGCCAGUGAAAUGUGUUCUGUUAUUCAGCUUGUAUUGUUUUGACGUAACAGGUUGCAUGAGAAUAGGAAGCCAAAAACAUGAUGAGUGUUCAAAAUUUAUUAUUGAAUACUUCUUUCGUCGCUUGUAAAAUUUAAAUUUAGCUCUGUUUUUUCCUUUUAUUUAUGAAGAUUAUAUCAAACUCAAGAAAUGUCCAGUAAGGGAUUGACCAAUAUUUGUUAUGUUUGAAAACUCAAA